UUAUGAAACAAUAUAAAGGCCAGAGUGGUGCGACCAAGAUAUUCAAAUUAAGCAAAAGCCAAGAAAUCAAGAGGUAAGUAAUGGCAUCCUCACAAUCACAGCUUGUGCCUCAACAACCUCCGGCAGGACGCAGAAGGGAACGUUUCUUGUUCUCGUCCUCAGAUGACAAUGCAAUGAUCAAGCAAAUCGAAGCCACUAAUGCUCCUGAUGACCGUGACUUCACUGUCAAACCUCUUCUUGAAAUCGUUGAAGACAUUUUUCACCGCUCUACUCCUGCUGCACCUGGCGUUGCCCUUGAAAUGAAAUCGUUGGAGGCAGUCGAUGAGAAGGCUCUCCAUUCUGGGUUUGAUGACAUGUUUGAGUUUGUGUCCCGUACCAUUUAUAGAAUUUACUGCGAGUUGGGCUCCAAAUGUUUCUCUGCGGCAGACGCACACACAACAACUAUAGCAAUACUCAACAUCUUAUCAAAUUACAAAUGGGACGCAAAGGUAGUGCUGAGUUUAGCAGGAUUUGCACUCAUUUAUGGAGAAUUCUGGCUGGACGCUCAGCUUUACCAAACUAACCCACUGGCCAAAGGAGUAGCAAUUCUCAAGCAUCUCCCUACAAUCUUGGAACGCAGCGAUACUCUGAAGCCAAGGUUAGAGGCUGUUACCAAAUUGAUCCGGGCCAUGCUUGAUGUGAGUAGGUGCAUUGUUGAGUUCAAGCAACUUCCAUCUCAGUACGUUGCUCAAGAUUCGCCUGAAUUAUCAACAGCCACAGCUCAUAUCCCUAUUGCUGUUUACUGGACAAUCCGCAGCACUAUAGCCUCUGCUGCACAAAUUAUUGGACUCAUUGGCAUGGGUUAUGAAUUCAUAGCAUCUACUCAAGAAACUUGGGAGCUAUUAAGCUUGGCACACAAACUCAGCAGCAUCCAUGACCAUCUUAACGAUCAACUCAAAAUUUGCCAUCAACUAAUAGAGGAGAGAAAACAUAUCGAAGCUUACCAAACGCUUGUCCGCCUCUUCAAGACAGCCCAUAUUGAUAACAUGAAGAUUCUUAGAGCUUUGUUUUAUGCAAAAGAUGGUCUGCCACUUUACAAUUGCUCUUCAGGGAAAAAGGUCAGUAUUGACGUGUUGAAGAAGAAGCUUGUUCUGCUAUUUAUUUCAGACUUGGAGCUGUCAGUAGAUGAGCUUCAAAUUCUGCUAUUGAUGUACAAUGAAUCGAAGCAGAACAUGAGGCCAGAGAGCGAGUAUGAGGUGGUGUGGGUGCCCGUUGUGGACAGAUCAGUUGCAUGGAACGAGGAGAGGCAAAAACAUUUUGAGUAUCUGCAGUCAAUGAUGCCAUGGUACAUGGUGAAUCACCCUUCAAUAAUUGACCCAGCGGUUAUAAGGUACAUCAAGGAAGAGUGGCUGUUCAACAAAAAACCUUUGCUGGUGGUGUUGGAUCCCCAAGGUAGAGAAGUGAAUCGCAAUGCAAUCCACAUGAUGUGGAUUUGGGGAGGCCUUGCCUAUCCUUUCACCAGGGCAAGAGAGGAAGCUAUUUGGAAACAACAGUCUUGGAGUCUUGAGUUACUCGCAGAUAAUAUUGAACCAUUAAUCUUUACUUGGAUGAAAGAUGGGAAAUACAUCUGCUUGUAUGGCGGAGAAGAUAUAGAAUGGAUCAGGAAAUUCACAGUUACAGCACAAGCAGUGGCUGAAGCUGCCAAGAUUGGACUAGAGAUGCUUUAUGUGGGUAAGAGUAAUCCAAGAGAGAGAGUUCGCAAAAACAAUGCAAUCAUUCAGGUGGAGACGCUGAGCCACACAUUGCCAGAUCUGACACUAAUCUGGUAUUUCUGGGUGCGGCUUGAGAGCAUGUGGCACUCCAAAACACAGCAAGACAAACAAGUGGAUGACGACCCAAUCAUGCAAGAGGUUAUGACCAUGCUCAGCUUCGACGGCAGUGACAUUGGUUGGGCUGUGAUCUUCAAAGGAUCAAACGAGAUGGCCAGAGCAAAAGGAGACACAUUCUUGAAGUGUCUCAACGAAUACACCUUAUGGAAAGAUCGUGUAGGACCGAAUGGCUUUGUGCCAGCAAUGAAUGAGCAUUUGGACGCGAUCCACAGCCCCCACCACUGCAAUCGCCUUAUAUUGCCAGGCACCACAAGACACAUUCCUGAGAGGGUAGUCUGCUCUGAGUGUCGUCGUCCCAUGGAGAAGUUCCUCAUGUACCGUUGCUGCACUGAUUAACAUCUUCCAAGUACUUCAAGUUUGCACUAUGUUUCAGCGUUGGACUCUACUCUAGAAUAAUCGCUGCCUCCUGCUUUAUAUCGUAAACAGUUAUGCUCGUGUCCUAGAAGCUCGGAUUUUCUGUGUGUUCUAUUCAUGCCUAUACAUAUAAUCUAAUACCCAGUUCCAUAUAGAUAUAUAUACAGAUGUCCCUCAUAAUUAUAAUAGACGUAUGUACCUGGUGUCUCGAGUGCAAAGAUAUGUGUUCUUAUGCUUAUUUGAAUUGCUUAUACAUAUUUUAUUUAAAUUAA
This is a messenger RNA of Carica papaya (papaya), 2494 nucleotides long. Its product is annotated as protein SIEVE ELEMENT OCCLUSION B-like. NCBI's taxonomy places the organism in Eukaryota, Viridiplantae, Streptophyta, Magnoliopsida, Brassicales, Caricaceae. The record is from RefSeq and is a predicted model, not a curated record. Gene Ontology annotation, biological process: phloem development.